UGUAAUUAGAGCAAGGACCCAGCAAUGGUGGAUACCGCUCGCUGGCCUAGCAGAAUGACGGUGUUACGGAAAGUGUCAGUAUUGAUGACGUGGGUCUUGCUGUGCGUCACUGACGUGACGUCCCUCACGCCGUUUUGCACCGGGGGUCCCGGAACCCAGCCUAACCCGACAGAUCCUCCACUGCCGGACAUGUCGUUCCAGUCCUUCCAGGCUCACGUGGAGGCCAACUUCAUCGACAAAGGCUACACAAUGGACGCGGAACAGUACCUCAACUUUGACGGCAACAUCGGCUUGAUCAAAAUGUUUGCCAACGGCAUGGACUCCCGUUCUAUAUACAGCUAUAAUACCGGCGAGAUUUUUAAUGUUGACACAGAUUCAAAUUGUCAGGUUUUGAAUCUCACAACGUCCAACGAAAUGAAUCUGUUCGGCGAUGACGUCACGGAUGGGCGCAGCCAUAUACCACCAGCAAACCAAGCUCUGCGAUUCGGAUCCCAAAAUGGCCCGGUGUUCAAGGGGUACGGUACUACACGUGGUCUCCCCACCCUACACUGGCAGUCGUGUAUGUACUGGCCCCAAGCAAACACCAACUUCACCUUGGACCACUACUUCACAGCCUCAAACUGGACAACUUCAUCAACUCAUGUGAUGGUUCCGGUGAGAAUAGAAAUGUCUGGAGAGCAAACUUUUACUAACGGCUCUGCCCCGAGGAAGUUCCACCACGUGUACGACUACUUCGACUUCAAGGACGACACCGACCUUGGUCCGACAGACUAUGAGACACCUAACAAUGUGGAAUGCCCCGGCAGGAUCAACACUAAAGGUUUACCACAACUGCCAUCAAACUACUAUUACCGCCAGGAGAUCAUUGACGUUGUGAACGCCGACAUAGAGCAGGCUGAUAUUUGGUACAAUUCUGACAACAAGUACAUCAGAGUCGACCACAGACCGGACCAAAUGACAUCUACCAUCAACACUCUCAACCCCAUAACCGAGAUACACGACUUUAACUACGGUGUCCGCUAUGUCCGGGACCAGGUAACAGGCAACUGUUCAGUAUUUCCAAUGGUCAACGGUUCUUUUGAUGACAUGAUGAAUCCCCAAGCUAGCAAACAGAAUGGCUCCUUCAUUCUACAGAUGAAAAACCCGCUUCAGUUUUUCGGUCUCAACAGCAACUACACCUACUCCGGACAGCGGUAUGCACGUGACGCUCUAUGUGACGUGUACACAUCUGUGAGGUCAGGUUACGGCGUCCCAGGCAACCUUAAUGUCAACGUGACCUUCGAAUACUACUUCCUGUCUGAAGGAUGGGGUGACGAUCCCAACACUGGAUACACAUCAUACCAGACCCGCUUUCCCUUCCGUUUGGAAGUAACGGCUUUGUCAGUUGGCUAUCAUGUUGUUUACAACUUCUUGGAUUUUGUGGAGGACAGUCCCUCCCUUAGGGCCUUCGACGUCUCCGACUGUUUUCCUGACACAGGGAAACUGGGGUUCACAGUCCAGUUUCAGUUUCUGGGGGACGAACCGAAACAGUUCAACCGCGACAAGGAAGACCUGUUGAUCUUGAAGUCUCACAUAGUUUUCAUGAGCACCAUGAAUGUCAACCCCAUUCGACUCGGGCGCUUCAGGGUAGAGUACGACAACACCAACGUGUACGUCAGCGCGACGUUGGUGGACCGAACGCCGCCAGCAGCACAGUUCUCGUUCGUCCCCAAAUCGGAGAUUGAAAAGAGUGAUGACGUGGUUUGGAACAACAUCACAGAUCCCCGAACAUGCGCAGACCUGUGUGUUUCGAGUGAGGCUAUCGUCUGCCGCAGUUUUGACUUCUGUCCACUGGACGGGUAUAAAUGCAAACUCAGCAAGGCUCACAUUGGAGAUGGAACUGCUGUUCUUAAGCAAAGCGUAUGCGACCAUUUCUCACGCACCGUGGACCCUACCUCUGCCCACGAGAAGACCAUCUCAGAAGCCUACGGCGAUUUGUUAGACCAGCUGUACCAAAACCAGGUCCAGAUAGAUAUACCAGAAGACGAUGGCUCGACGCGGACAUACGGAGCCAUAUACUCGUCCAUCAACUUCGGGUACACGGACACAAAACCAUUGCCGUCAAUGCCGGAACAGUUCUCCUACAGAAUGGAGGUCGUCAUCCCAGACAAGAAGGUCGCCAGCGCAGUAGACGUGUGGUACGAUUCCAAGUACAAACUGGCUCGGUAUGACUACCGCAACAUCCUGGCUUCGCCUCCCUAUUACUCACCGUAUACGAUGACGUAUAUACACGACUUCAACACGGGCAUCUCCUACGACAUCGACACGGUACAGGGAAACUGCACCAUCACCCCGAUCACAGCGUCCCCACAACCAGAUUAUGAUAAGGACAAAGCGGCGUUCGCUAACAACGGAGCGUUUGUGGUUAAGAUGAAGGGACCCCUGGAGAUGUUUGGUCUCGACUACCAGUAUAGGUAUGCAGGGGAGAAAACAGCCCGAGGUAUCCGGUGCGACGUGUUUGAGACAGAGGUGCCGGAAUUUUACUUCCCUACCAUCAACAAAACGACGAGGGCGAUCUUCCAGUACUAUUUCCAGUCGAGUGCUUGGAACAUGGUGGCAGACCAAAGCAGUGACGUCACGAGGGAACAGCCCGUCAUGGUCCACGUCGUCGCACCUGAUAUCAACAUGUUCAUGGUGUAUAACUUCUACGACUUUGACGACGAGGAUCCUGGCAUUAGUGUCUUUGACAUCAAGAACUGCUUCGGCGACGACCAACGACACAGAUUCAUGGUCACCUUCGACAAACCAUUCGACCCCUAUCUGGACGAUAUACAGAUCCUGUUCGAGCGGGAGGUUCUCGCGGUGUUGUCCGAUAUGACCUUUUCCUCGGCAAUCCGCUUUCAGGAGCCUCAAGUCAACUCCAACCUGAACAACGUCUACAUGACCGUCACUCUGCUAGGACAGGUGGACUACAUAUUACACUUCACCAAGCUGCAAGGCCCCCACCCGGCCCACGCAACAUCGAAGACCAUCACAAACAUCAAAUCCCCCGACGACUGCGCCCAAGCCUGCAUAAAGGAAUCCCAGUUUAUCUGCAACAGCUUCGACAUCUGUCCCUCCUCAAGUAUUUGCCGACUCAGCAAAACACACGUCGACGACAGCAUGCAACCGGCUGAUAUUGGAAAUGACAAUCAAAUCUGCACGCAUUACUCACGUACCGUAAACGGUUCUGCUCAGGAACCCGACAUGCUGCAUGUGUACGACACCAUCAAAGAUCUGGUGUACAAGCAUCUGAUACAGAUCCCAAUCAAUUACGGUAACCAGACGAUCAUGUACAUCGCCAACGGAGUAAGGGAUGACAUCAUGAUGACGACUCCCCCGUCUGUCACAGAAGGACAGUACUUCAAGCAUUACAAGGUCUACCGAAACAACGCUGCCUUCCUCCAUAACGACUUCAUCCUCCACCAGAUGGCUGUGGACGAUUGCGCGACGGCGUGUUCUGAGGACAGCCGUUUCGACUGCGAGUCGUUUUCGUAUUGUUACACAACCGGGGACUGCAUGUUGAGCAGACUCCACCCCGACAACAGCCAGAGCCUCCUCGUAAACCAGUCGUACUGUGACCUGUAUGCAAAGAGUUAUGUGUACGACUUCAACAAGUACCCCGGCCAGGUCCUGCUGACACCUGCCGACAAAAAUCUGGAAUCAGUCAACUCCCCCGACAUGUGCGCCAAGAGCUGCUCCCUCACCACCGACUUCGACUGCAAGAGCUUCGACUACUGCCCCAACCUCAAGUCUUGUGGUCUCCGGAAACAACACAUACUGGAGGUGCCAGAUACGUCCGUCGUCGCCAGCCCAAUGUGUGAUCACUAUUCCAGAAACUACGUAUACGACUUCAGCAAAACUAGCAACAGCGUCAUCAGCAGCCAUGACGACAUCGUGGUGUCCGACGUCACAAGAGACGCCUGUGCAAAGUUAUGCGUGGAGCAGAGCGGCUUCGAGUGCAAGAGCUUUGAGUUCUGUGGCAAUACAACAGACUGUAGACUGUCCUCUGCCCAGCCCAGGAGUAAUCCCGUCACGGUCGUCCCUGAUAAGAUAUGUGACUUGUACACACGUACACUUAUAAAAGGCAGUAUUCCAUACGACCCCAAUGCGGCACUCCACUAUCAAUACCUUACGAAGCCCCAAGAUGAUUCAGGGGCAAAGGCGGGUCUUGCUGUUGGGAUGUUGGUCCUGGGUGUGCUGCUAGGGACCACUGCCCUGUAUCUCGUACUACGGCUCCGGGGUAAAAAGCCGGAAGAUAUGAGUGUCCAUUUCGUGAAUAAGGAGAAUGAUUAGACUGUGAUAAAUAGAAUCUUGUUAUGUGGUCACGUUUACCUGGAAUACAUCUGUGUUCAGAUUUAUCUGUUACCUAUGUUCAGACUAAUCUUUCACACACCUGUGUUCAGACUAAUCUUUUGCGCAGCUGUGUUCAGAGCAAUCUGUUAAGGAGCUGUGUUCAGAAUAGUCUGUUGCACACCUGUGUCCAGAAUAGUCUGUUGCACAAAUGUGUUCAAAACAGCCUGUUGCACUCGUGUGUUUAGAAUAGUCUGCUCCAAACAUGUGUUCAGAACAGUCUGUGCAAACUUGUGUUCAGAAUAGCCUGUUGCAUACCUGUGUUCAGAAUAGCCUGUGCAAAUAUGUGUUCAGAAUAGUCUGUUGCAAAUAUGUGUUCAGAAUAGUCUGUUGCAAAUAUGUGUUCAGAAUAGUCUGUUGCAAAUAUGUGUUCAGAAUAGUCUGUGCAAACAUGUGUUCAGAAUAGUCUGUUGCACGCCUGUGUCCAGAAUAGUGUUCACAUUAAUCUGCUAUACACUUUAUAUCAGUUUGAUCGCUCACACAACUAGUAACCGUUAAUGAAUCAUCAACAUCACAACUCAUUGUAUUAUAAUAAAUCACCCACACACGUCUCAUAAUAUUAUUAAACCAAUAAUUGUUUUUCUUAAAACAGGUAACCCUCACACCAGAUUUUAUCAUAGGCUGUCGAUUCAUAAUUAUGUUUUCAUAAUUGUGUACUGUGAUUAUGUGUCCCAGCCCACCCAGCUGUGAAUGGGUACCUCGAAAGGAUGGGAAAGUCACAUUAACUCUGUGCGCCUAGUUGAGAUUAAUAAUAUGAAGUGCCGCUGAGAUUGACAUCCAAUGAUCGAGGGAAAAAACAAAGACGCGCUUUGAGCAUGCAUGUGGGAUGGACUAUAGCGCUCUAUAAAUACCCAAUUGUGAUUGUACGUCUAUACAAAAUACAUGCUAUUUUCAUGUCAAAACAGAACUCCUGUCGCUCUCCAUUUUGAUUCAAGUUAAAACUACGUUCUUAGCAUAGCUUGCAAAAAGCUAUAUUUACCAAUCAGAUCAUAAACAUUCAUCGCCAGCAAGUCACUUUGCAUUUUUUCGAAAAGCAAAUAAAUAAAUGAAGAAUUACAGAAAGACAAAUCGAUGUAACAGUCAGUGGCUAGUCCAUUCAUGGUCAUGUAGUCACAGUGUUCGCUCGUCACAACCAAGUCCGGGUUCAAUCCCCAACAGUACAACAGUUGAACCCCAUUUGUGGUGUCACCCACUGUAAUAUGGCUAAAAGUGGCGUAAAACCGCACUCACUCACUCCUUCACUCACUAUGAAUCAUGACCUCUGUUUGAACGUGUUUGUGGCCUCUCGGUCAUUCAAACACAACUAUUGUGGACUGUGGAUUAUGCAAUUUAUUGAUUGUAUAUACAUAUAUAUGACAUGUGUAAAGCUGUAAAUAAAAUCUUUCACACAACUGAA
This is a messenger RNA of Haliotis rubra (blacklip abalone), 5767 nucleotides long. RefSeq lists its product as uncharacterized. Bases 25 to 4314 code for a protein of 1429 amino acids. Lineage: Eukaryota; Metazoa; Mollusca; Gastropoda; Lepetellida; Haliotidae. The transcript is spliced from 32 exons. The record is from RefSeq and is a predicted model, not a curated record.